Molecule: messenger RNA, 1326 nt
Organism: Closterium sp. NIES-65
Lineage: Eukaryota; Viridiplantae; Streptophyta; Zygnematophyceae; Desmidiales; Closteriaceae
Source: the annotation of a GenBank genome assembly
AUGUCCUCGCCCCGUUCCGACUGCCACCACAACAGGGACCACCAAGGGGUUGACAGCGCAGCAGCUGGGCGAGCUGGGCUGCCAGGUGGUGCUGGGGAGGAAAACACCUACCACCUCGCCAACCCCUUUCCGUCCUUCCCUGUCCGCACCCUUAUCCUCCCCUUCCUUUUCCUUCCUUCACGGGACCGAGGCAGGUACAAUCAAGGGCCUAACAGCGCAGCAGCUGGGAGAGCUGGGCUGCCACGUGGCACAAUCAAAGGCCUGACAGCGCAACAAUUAGGCGAGCUGGGCUGCCAGGUGGUGCUGGGGAACACAUACCACCUCGCCAACCGCCCCGGCGCUGACGUCAUCGCUGAGGCGGGCGGGCUGCAUGCGUUCAUGGACUGGCCGCGUGGACUGCUCACUGACUCGGGGGGGUUCCAGAUGGUGUCGUUGCUGCACCUGGCGGACAUCACAGAGCAGGGGGUGGAGUUCCAGUCGCCAGUGGACGGCACGCGCAUGCUGCUCACGCCUGAGGAGUCCAUUGCUAUUCAGAACAAGAUCGGUGCUGACAUCAUCAUGGCUCUGGAUGACGUGGUCAGCAGCCUGGUGUCAGGCCCGCGCAUCGAGGAGGCGACACAUCGCACGCUGAGGUGGAUGGACCGAUGCAUGCAGGCCCACAGCCGGCCGCACGAUCAGAACCUCUUUGGGAUUGUGCAGGGAGGGCUGGACCCUAAGCUCAGGGACAUCUGUCUGAAGGGGCUCAUUGACAGAGACCUACCCGGGUACGCUAUUGGUGGGUUGGCGGGCGGCGAGGACAAGGAGUCGUUUUGGCGUGUAGUGGCGCAGUGCACGGCAGCCCUGCCGGCCAACAAGCCAAGAUACGUCAUGGGAGUGGGGUACCCAUUGGACAUAGUGGUGUGCUCCGCCCUGGGGGCAGACAUGUACGACUGUGUCUACCCGACGCGCACGGCACGCUUCGGCACGGCUCUGAUACCAGAGGGCGUGUUGAAGCUCAAGCAUGCUGCAAUGGCGAAUGACCACCGCCCCAUCGACCCCUCCUGCUCCUGCCUGGCGUGCCGCAGCUUCUCACGCGCCUACCUGCACUCGCUGGUGACCAAGGACCCCGUGGGCUGCCACCUGCUCACCAUCCAUAACAUCGCUUACAUGAUGCAGCUCACAAGGUCAAUGCACAACGCCAUUCUUAAUAACACCUUCCCCAGCUUUGUGGUUGAUUUUCUCCAAAAACAGUUCCCGCGGGGCGACGUGCCGCAGUGGGUGCAGGCGGCCAUGCAGGCUGCUGCCAUUGACAUUUCCCCAGCUCUGCACCCGGCCCGCGUGUUGUGA